Messenger RNA from Ostrea edulis (European flat oyster), 7077 nucleotides. RefSeq lists its product as uncharacterized. The transcript has 8 exons. Gene Ontology annotation, molecular function: protein binding. Lineage: Eukaryota; Metazoa; Mollusca; Bivalvia; Ostreida; Ostreidae. The record is from RefSeq and is a predicted model, not a curated record. Bases 1313 to 5998 code for a protein of 1561 amino acids.
AACAAUAAUACUCCAUCUUGUGAGUCUUUGAUUUUCAGGUUUCGAUAUAAGUCUGUUUUUGAGACUUUUCUGAAGUCAAUAACCAAUCGGUGGGUACUGUCAGGUUUCUGAAGUCAAUAACCAAUCGGUAGGUAUGGUCAGGUUUCUGAAGUCAAUAACCAAUCGGUGGGUACUGUCAGGUUUUGGAAUGAGAAUGCAAGAUGAUCGAGCUCCAAUCAUUUUUUACUUUUGUCAAUGUCAUUGUCAAGCAUGUAUUGCACUUUUGUUCUCAAGUACAUGUACUGCAAUUUUAGUAGCAUCAAAUGACAAGGAUUCUACUUUCAUAGACAAAGUGUCAUCUACUAUAGCAUCAUAACAAAUAGCAUUUGUUUGGGGGGGGGGGGGGGGGGUUGCAACAUCCAUAAAGAUUAAAGGAUAAUUAGUCAUCAGAUGUUGAACUUGUUCUUUCUGGUGAAUAUAAUUCAAAUGUCCGAGCUUGCCAGGCAUCAAAAUUGGUCAGAAUUUCAGAGUUCUUUACAUGGACAUUGCUUUAUGAACUUUGAUUACUGUAAGUUAGUAUCUUUUCAUUGAUACAUUUUACUGCAAAUAAUUGUAAAAUAUUUGUUAAAUCUUUGAUAUCCUGUUCUUGGUAUUUGCUGCAUUUGGGUUUAUUCUGACCCAUAACACCACAACAGAGAUAACGAGCACAGAUAAUGAGUGGAGAUGAAUGAGCACGAGUGGAAACCGAAUUAUGACAGAAUGACGGAACACCAUAUAUAUACCCCAGACAUAUCAUGGCAGGGGCAUAAAAAAUCUACACAUUUAUACCUUCAAAUCCUUAUAUUUUGUCAUUGUUGUUGAUUGAUAUUGCAGAUACUAACUUUAAAAUAGAUUAGCCAACAACAUUUCACACCACAUGUAUUCUAGAUCUAUAGUCAUAUAUUUUUCCUCAAUCAACUAAAAUUCUUGAAAUUGAGAAGUUUUAUAACAAUGUCAUAUCCCUCUGCUAAAUCCCUAGAUAAAUGAUUCCCUGACCAUCACCCAGAGUCUGAGGCUAAGCAGCUCAAAGUUUGCCAAGAAAUCCUGAUUUAAUGAUAAUUUGUGUUUUUUUUACAGUGGCCAUUAUUCCAUUUCCUCUUGGGAAUAGCAAUCAUGGAGAGAAUAGGACUGUUGACCCUGAUUCAACUUGACAAAUCUAUCACCAUCAGAUGCAAAUGAAGGAACAAAUUACAUAGCCUCAAACUGCUGAGGAAUCAAUAGGGAGUGCUGGGCAACGUGGUUAUAUGAUACAGACCAUGGUCAUGUCUGCAAGCGAGGACUGAGGGACUACACGAUGGAAGUCUUGGUAGAAUUUGAGUAUGAUGCGGAACAAGAAGAUGAGCUGACAAUCAGAGUGGGCGACGUCAUCAAAAAUGUUCAGAUGUCAGAGGGAGGCUGGUGGGAAGGGGAACUAAAUGGGAAGAAAGGGUUGUUUCCCGACAACUUUGUCAAGGUGUUGGAGAAGAAAAAGGAAGAGCCAAAGAAAGAAUUGCUGGUAACACAACAAAGAUCCUCAGUUAAAGAACUUGCCAGCAAACUCAAAGAUGUCCAUGUGGGGGCAGCACCACAGAAAAAGAAAGACCAUCAUCACACAGAGAAAAAGAGAAGGGCAAAGGUGCUGUUUGACUAUGAUCCAGAAAACGAGGACGAACUUCGAAUAGAAGUGGGUGAUGUGGUGGAAGUGAUUAAACAGGAAGAGGAGGGUUGGUGGGAAGGUAUUGUUAAUGGAAAGUCUGGAGUAUUCCCAUCCAAUUUUGUAGAGAUAGUAGAAGAGGGAGAAUCCAUGGAAGUUCCAGACACGCCUCCAGAAGAAAAGCAUGAAGUAAAGGGGAAGAAAAUAAUGGGUAUAGGCCUGGGGAACAUAUUUGAAGGUGGCCCUAUAAAGUUACGAUCUACAGCAGCAAGCACCAAACGACCUGUAGAAAGACCGGAACCCAAGCCACCUGUAACAGAGGAACCAGCCGUCUUUAAGAGGGAAAAACCAGUCAUGCAUGCUUACCAUCCACCUGUCCUAGUUCCUCGCAAGUCACAGGUAAAUUUCUCAAACAUCCAACAUAGGAAAGUGUUCCCAGUCCCCACCCCAAGGUGUUACCCUGUUUGGUCCCAGAGAGACAAUGGACACAGUCCCCCACUGAAAUACAGGCCUGACUAUGCCAGUGCUGAUACUGUUGAUGAAAAAAGUAAUGACUUACACCAUGCUUAUCAGAGAGAUGGCGUGUUAGAACAGAUUGAAAUUAAGCACUUGGUGCGGUCCAGCGACCCUUGUAUCCCGCAUAGUGUUGGCUCAGCCAGAAUCACAGAGCCUUGUAUUCCUUUGUCAGGUGGUCUAGUCCUUAAUACAGCGAUAAAGAGUACUUCUUAUCAUGUCCAGCCCAUCAUUAACAUGUUUGAGAGAAAGCAUAAAGAGCAGGACGUGACUGUCAGCUCGUUAGACGACUCCAACAAGGAGAACACGGAGAAAGAAAACAGACAAAAAUCCCUUCAGAAGCAGUCCCAAAUGAAAAGGAAAGCUGCACAGUCUAAACUAAGUAUUCUUUCACGCUUGAAGUUUCUUCCCUUCAAGACAAGGAAGCUUGAACACACGGGGCAGACAUCAAAGUCUGAAACUGAAUGUAACCUCGAGUUCUCACCAGUCAGUGGAGAAUCCCUCGGCAGUGGACAGUGCAGGAGUGUGCCGGUCCUUCAUAGCAAGUGUAAGAAAGAAAAUCUUAUAGAAGAGAGAGAGCCAUUAAGACCAAUUGCAUUACAGGACAUCAUUAAUACAGAUCCCCAGGGAUAUCCAUACAUGUCUCCAUGUGAUUAUAGACCUUGCACUCCAGAGCAUGACCUUGACCUCGAUUCAGAUGAUCAACAAGAUUUACCGUGCCAGAACACUAUAAAAUCAGAACCCACUUCUACACCUGCACAACCGUCUACUGCAAAGCAUAGCAGUCUGACUGGGCAAGAGGGGACAAGGAAGUUGUCCCCCUUUGUAAGUACCAUGGCUGAAAAAUAUAGUUCAAAGGACUGGAAAGAUAGGCGGUGGAAGAAAUAUGUUGAUAUGGAACAUGGAAUAGUGUCACCUCCCAGCAGUAUUAAGGCCAAUCAGAAUUGGAGUAAUAAUGCUCUGCAGGAUGAAGUUUCAACAAUAUCCAUGUUUUUCGAGAAAGCAUCGCCAGAAAAAACACUACAAAGUAAGAGUUUAGGUGCUGGUAGUCAGAAAGUGAGCAAAUCAGAAGGAAAUAUGCAGAGAGAAGUAGGGGGAAGUAAUCUUGUCAGGAAAUCUAUGUCAUUUCAAGAUGGUAGAAGGUAUAGUAAAGAAGUGGAUCAAAUACGGGUAGACAACAGUAAAAAGACAUAUCCUACCACCUUUAUCACUGCUGCUGAGGUGUACAAAAAUCUCCAUCCAGAAAAGUCCAUCAUUCCGGAGGGGCAUGUAGAUAAACAGAGGGAAACUCCCAGAAAAGUGGAUAAGGAUCAACUGGAUAUGUCGAAUGUGAAGACUCCAAAGUAUUUGGAGGAGACCUUUUCCGAUCCCAGUGCAUUAGAAGAAGAUCCUCUGUCAACAAGUCUGGAAGGCUUAGAGAAGUUUAUCCGAUCAAAUGUGGCAGAAAGUAUCACAAGUACAUGUGACAGUGACCAAGCUUGUCAUUUGGCCAUGUAUCCGUGGGUGUCUCCUCCACCCACACACACAGUAGAGAAUGCAUACUAUGAUGAACAUAUUCAUAAAUUCCAGAGUAUGUCAGGCACAGAUCUUACAGAGGAAGGAGUUCUAGAAGACUUUGAUUCAAAGUUGAGUGCCUAUUGCAAUAAUUCGGAGACAGAGCUAGAAGCAGACGAGGCUCUUCAAGAAAAGAAAGGAGAUGUUUAUACAUCACUUCCACCAGAGAUGUUGAGUUACGAGCCAAGUCUGGAUCAUAGUGAUUGUGACACACCACUGGUGACACCAACCAAACGUUUCACAAGACCACGAUAUUCAAGUUCACCCGCAAACAAAGCUGAACAUCAUGAAGACUAUGACUUGGAAGGAACUGCAGAAAAUGGCCUAAACUUGCAGGUGGUUGGAAAGAAAAUUAGAAUCAUUGGUGAUGCUCAGGUGGAGAAAGACUAUGAUAUCGUGGGAACAAACGAAAAUGGGAUCCACCUUGAAGUUGUAGGUCAGAAAGUCAGGUUGUGCAUACCAGAGGAGGAAGGGAGUAGAAGAACCAAGAAAAGAAAACAUUGUCUGAUCUGGAAGAGGCUGUUCAAGUUGAAAGGACCUGCACCCUUUUUAUCAUGCAGAAGGACAGAUGAAACAGAAUCACCUUUACAGGGAAAGAGCACAUACAAAGCUGAGCAGUCAUCAGCAGCUAGAGAAUCACCCAAAGUAGACAAAGAAUCACAUGAAGUAGACAAAGAACCACCUAAAACUGAAGUAGACAGAGAAUCAUCUAAAACUGAAGUAGACAGAGAAUCAUCUAAAACUGAAGUAGACAGAGAAUCAUCUAAAACUAAAGUAGUUGAUGAAAACAACACAGCAGUUAAUGUUGUAUUCAGGCCAGAAGAUGUCAUCUUGGGAACCGUAGAGUCUGUUUUUUGCCAUGAUUUUUCUGACGAUGAAGAACUUGCUAGGGAUUCUUCCACAAAAAUUCAGUCACAAUCCAAUGAGUCUCAAACUUCUCAAAGGUUAGUCCCUAAAGAAUCUCUGGCUGCUUGUGACCUUGUGCAUUACUCAAUGGAAGACAUGGUCAAAGAACUGGAGGAUGAAGGCAAGAAUAUUGAGAGGGAAUUUUUGAGAAUUGUGACAGACAAUGCACCAGAGUAUUUGGACAUGGAAUCUGACUGCAGAAUUGAUAACCCACACAGCCUAAUGUACUUAGCAGGAAUGGCAUGCAGUAAGAAAUACCAACUGCUGUACAAUUCAGACAUGUCGGAAGACUGUGAUGUUAGGGCUAGCGGUGACUAUCCUGUUAAUGUGCAGUCGAAUAGUGGCAUUGAUCUAGUCUGUGGAAAACUUGACUUCAUUAAGGAUGAUUUCUCUGAACCAAGUCGCAGCGAAGACACUUUUGAUGAGGAGAUCGAUCAAGACAUUUGUCCUGAUUCACCAGGUCUGAUUGCAAGCAUGACACGAGAUGUACAGAAUCUGAAUCUCACACAAUCCCCUAAUUCCAGUGAUGCAGACAUCGCAAGACGAAUAGACUCGUUUCUUAGAGAUGCUUUGAAACCCAUUGAUGAUUUCACCUUUAGGAAUGACACUUCUGAUGAUGACUUGUAUGAAGAUGGAAAAGAAAACCUCAGAUCUCGGGGAGAUGACAGGGUACUGAGUGACACACUCUACAGCUCACCUUCUGCUGCCAGUGAGGAUCCCAAGUAUUCCAUGGAAGGAGAAGAGGAGGAGUGUAGUGCCCUGAACAAAAGCUUUACCACAGAGGAUUCAGAAAUAGAUCAGUCGGUUAAAGAAGCUCUGGAAGAAGUGGAAGGUGUCACUCCUGUUAUGUUAGACCAUCAGUUACAGGAAACCGAGUCCUCCUCCUCCUCCUCUGAUGAUGAUGGGAGUAAUGAUAUUGCUGAGGACAAUGAGGAGGAGGAUGACGACGAUAACACGAACAACAAUUUCCAUAGUACUGAUGCCAAUGAAAAUGCAAAAAUAGGCUCACAUCAACGUUAUCCCACCUUCAGCUUGAUGUCCCCAUCAAAUGAAAGAAAUGACAAAUCUACAACGUACGCCAGCGAAGAAACCCAGGCUGAUGCCUCAUGUAUUGGCUAUGAUUUGCAUCCGUCCGUGUCGGACACAAGAAGCAUCAACACCACUGGCAGUGACAAGUUCUACACAGACAUAGAUUCCAGUAUGGACACAAGUACGGACACAGCCAAAUUCUUCACUGACCGAGAUACAGACCUGGAUAAUACAAUGGAGGAUGGAUCAGAAGCCUUGCGUUGGAAGAGCCCCAGUCCAGGGAGUCCUGCGAAUAAAUCUCAUGAUGUGAUAGACUGGAGCAUGGAUGAUUCCAUUGUAGUUUGAACUUGUUUUUAAAUUAAAUUUAUUCGUUGUUAUCUGUAGAAACUGGAGAUAAAUCUGUACUGUAUACAGCUUUAUUUUCAAAAGGUUUGAUUUUUAUUGUUUUCUAAAUCUCACCAAGCUGAAAUCAAGUUACAAUAACUCAAUUAUUUUCAGUUAAGGAUAUAAUUUAAGUCAAUGAUAAUUUAAAAUAUUUUAUUUCAUAUUAUGUCAUUGAAAGAUUUUUUGUGUGAUUAUUUCUUGCAUUGAAUUUUUUAAAAGAUACAAAGAGAGUGCUUACCAGCCCUGUCAUCCAGUAAAAAAAAAAGGAAAAAAAUUCUAUUGCUGGAUGAUAUAUUAAACCCAUGACCCAUGCUUUUACCUGCCAGGUGAUGAGAUACCAGAAAAUUUAUUUCAUAGCAACAUCGUGAUACCAAUCAUUUAAUAUUGAUUACAAUUUAUAACUGUCUAAUAUUCCCAAAGUGCACCUCAAAUCUACCUUCCAUGUAUUUUUACUAAGUACAUCCAAAAUCUAUGGGAUAUCUUGCAGAAACACUAAGGACUGGGAUGAGUGCAUUAGCUUCUGGUAGGGGGUACAUAUAUUUCUAAAUCUAUUUCAUGAGUUCAUUAGCUUCAGGUAGGGGGUACAUAUAUUUCUAAAUCUAUUUUUUCAUGAUGAAAAAUCAUAAGUUAUUUUUGGAGACUGACAUUUAAGGUGGUUGGCAUAUAUUCUGCAAGUGAUUAAUUAUGUGGAUUUUAAUGGAGAGAAACUACAAAAUGUAAAGAAAGAAACUUGUCUUAUUCAGAAAUUACCAAAAGCUGUAUACAGUGCUAGAUUUAGUGUAAGUGUUUUGUUAUAGGACAAUAUAAAAUUUAAUUUUCCCCCUCUUUUUAAUUGUAUGGCAGUUGCAUGUCUUUAGUCUUAUGUGUAUUGAUUGUAUAUUUUAAAAAUAAAUGUACAAAUGUGGCAAUUGAAAAUUACCACAAAUAUUUAAAUAUAAUGUUGCUUACUGUUAACUAUUGUGUUUAACAUUACAUGACUGAUUCAUUACUGUUUUCAUUUUCAUAUUGUUGGUGUUGAAGAUUAAAUUUGUUGAUCUAUA